Molecule: messenger RNA, 2387 nt
Organism: Astyanax mexicanus (Mexican tetra)
Lineage: Eukaryota; Metazoa; Chordata; Actinopteri; Characiformes; Acestrorhamphidae
Gene: dkc1
Product: dyskeratosis congenita 1, dyskerin
Exons: 15
Coding region: 52-1611 (519 amino acids)
Biological process (GO): box H/ACA sno(s)RNA 3'-end processing; mRNA pseudouridine synthesis; snRNA pseudouridine synthesis
Cellular component (GO): box H/ACA snoRNP complex
Molecular function (GO): RNA binding; pseudouridine synthase activity
Source: RefSeq, a predicted model, not a curated record
GUGAGAGUCUUCACACGUGCUGGUCUGGUCUUCGGCGGGCAGCAGGGGAAGAUGGCGGACGGAGAAAUUGGAUCAGCUAAGAAGGAGAAGAAGAAGAAGUCAAAGAUUUCCAAUGAUGAAAUUGGGGAGAUCCAAGAAACUGGCGAUUUCCUCAUUAAACCUGAAUCCAAAGUUGCCAAGCUUGACACCUCUCAAUGGCCUUUACUAUUGAAGAACUUCGACAAGCUGAACAUAAGGACGGCACAUUACACACCUCUGCCACACGGCUCAAACCCACUGAAGAGAAACAUUCACGAUUAUGUCCGGUCUGGCUUUAUUAAUCUGGACAAACCAGCUAACCCUUCCUCUCAUGAAGUGGUUGCCUGGAUCAAACGAAUCCUGCGUGUGGAGAAGACCGGCCACAGCGGCACCCUGGACCCGAAGGUCACAGGCUGCCUGAUUGUGUGUGUUGACCGAGCCACACGACUUGUCAAGUCUCAACAGAGCGCUGGCAAAGAGUAUGUGGGAAUAGUACGGCUGCACAAUGCAAUAGAAAAUGAGCAUCAGCUUGCAAGGGCUUUGGAAUGCCUUACUGGAGCUCUCUUCCAGAGGCCUCCUCUCAUAGCUGCAGUGAAGCGACAGCUCCGAGUUAGGACCAUCUAUGAAAGCAAGCUGAUUGAGUAUGACCCGGAGAGACGACUUGGUAUUUUCUGGGUAAGCUGUGAGGCAGGCACCUAUAUCAGAACGCUGUGUGUUCACCUUGGUCUGCUGCUGGGAGUGGGUGGCCAGAUGCAGGAGCUCAGGAGGGUUCGCUCUGGAGUGUUGGGUGAGAAGGACUGCAUGGUGACCAUGCAUGAUGUUUUAGAUGCCCAGUGGCAGUUUGACCACAACAAAGAUGAGACCUACCUGAGGAGAGUCAUCUAUCCUUUGGAGAAGCUGCUCAUUAGUCACAAGAGAAUUGUGAUGAAGGACAGUGCAGUGAAUGCUAUCUGCUAUGGUGCUAAGAUCAUGUUGCCAGGUGUUUUACGGUAUGAAGAUGGCAUUGAGAUGAACCAAGACAUUGUUGUCAUUACAACUAAAGGAGAGGCAAUUUGUACAGCGGUAGCUCUGAUGACAACUGCGGUCAUCUCUACAUGUGACCACGGUGUGGUAGCCAAAAUCAAGAGGGUCAUCAUGGAAAGAGACACUUACCCACGCAAAUGGGGACUGGGGCCAAAGGCCAGUCAGAAGAAAAUGAUGAUCCAGAAAGGCCUACUGGAUAAGCACGGCAAGCCAAAUGGCAGCACCCCAGCAGAGUGGAAGGAGGGCUAUGUAGACUACAGUAAAACCAAGACUCCCGCAGCAGCUGAAGAAUCUCAACCAGGAGCAAAGAGGAAACGGGAUGAGAGUGGAAGCGAGGGUGAAGCUGCUGCUGCUCCUUCAACACCCAAGACAGACGAGGAGCUCAAGAAAGAGAAGAAGAAAAAGAAGAAAGAGAAGAAACUGAAGCUGGCGGCAGAAGCUGCAGAGGCAGCUGAAGCUAUUGAGGAAACGCCAGCUGCAGAGGAGGAAGCUGAGGUCACAGAAAGUGCUAAGAAGAAGAAAAAGAAAAAGAAGUCGAAAGAGGCAGAGGCAGAGGCUGGUUCAGACUGAACACUUACACCCAUCCAAUAGACUAAGACCCCUUGUUGAAAAAGAGGGCCUGGAGACUGUAACUGCGCCAUGAAGAGAACUCAUCAGAGCCGCCCAAAUGGGAAUAUGCCCACUCCUCCUAUCCUUUUUCACCCAAUCAACUCUCUCUGUGGUAGUCAGCCACCUGAUUGACCCAUUUUAAGGAUGUGUGAUGUUUAAACUUACACUCUAUCAACAGGAGUGUCAGACCUGUCUGUAAAGAGCCAGUGUGGGUGCAGGUUUUCAAACUUAACCAGCAACACAACUGAUUCCCGUUGUUUAACCGGUUGUUGGUCAGUAAGAGCUUUUUCUAUGGUGAGGAAGCUUCAGAAGACGAUUGGACCCCAUCCACACUGUAACAGUCAAAUUGAGUAUUUACAAACCCUGUGGCCUAUGUUUCAUGCCUGCAUAAAAGUAAGCCCCACACAGAGUAAAUUAGUUAUAUCCAGGUGAUAAUUUCUAAGUUUUAGUAUGGCAAGCUUUUGUAUAAUUAGAGGGGUGGAUUAAGAAUCUUGCCAACGGUUGUUUUUUUUGUUUUGUUUUGUUUUUUUAUAUAAAUAUAUAUAAAUAUCCUUUUCUCUCCCCGCCCCUUUCUUUUGUUCCAAGGCGCUUUUUUAUUUCUGUUGUAAAAACCCUUGUUUUUGGGGUAUUUGAAUGUGAGGCGUGUGAAAGUGUGACUAUUGUAUUUUGUAUUGUAUAUAAAAGAUGAUCACAUUGUAAUCCUAAUGCAAUGAUGAACAAACAAGAUUUUUUUUCUA